CUUUUGCUUUCUUCAGGCACUCGGGGGAGGAGGUGUUUGCAUUUCUCUGCAGGAGCAGCUCGUUUUGCAGAGCAUUGUCUGGGGAUGGCAAAUUCCUUCACGGCCGGGACCUGGCCCAUCCCCUGAGCAAAGCAGCCUGGACAUGACCGGCAGGCGAGGGAGGAGGAAUUGUGAUUCCCUCCGGAGGCUCCGACCCCUCCCUCCCCCCCUCCUCUCCUCCUCCGGCCGGUGCGAGCCCGGCGGGGGCAGCCCGGCUCCGGCCGCUCCGUUCCCCCGGAGCAGCUCCGCGUCCCUCCGGCCCCGCCCCGGCACGGCACGGCGGGAUGCAGCAUCUCCAGCACCGGGACGGAUCCCUGCUGCAAUGAGGUUUGAGUCUUGACAUGAAGACAUUGACAAGAAGACCUGCAGAGAGUGUGUGCUUCAGCCCUAAUUAACUGUUAGAAGCUAAGCUUGACUAAAGAUCAAAGUCAAGAGACAAAGAUGGCCAUCUGUUGGAAGAACUGCUUCUUCACUCUCAUAUUGCUUCCCAUGGUUACAGCAACACAUUCUAACUGCAUAAUUAAAAAGGAGCAAGAAACCUGUCUGGAGAAAAUACGGAGGGCUGCUGCUUUGAACCCUCUUAAUGACUCUUCUCCAGGUUGCCCAGGAAUGUGGGACAACAUUACAUGCUGGAAACCUGCAAGUGUGGGUGAAAUUGUCUUUGUCAAGUGUCCUGCUCUGUUCAGAUUUAUCAUCUCUGAAGACGGUUGGGAAGUAGACAACUUGGGGCAAACUCAUGCAGGUGAUUAUGACCUGCUGGAAAGCACAGCCGAGACUCCCCUAGGGGACAUCAGCAGAAAUUGCACUGAAGAUGGCUGGUCUGAACCUUUUCCUCAUUAUUAUGAUGCCUGCGGCUUCGAUGAAAAUGAAACAGAGUCAGACAACCAGGAUUACUACUAUCUAUCCGUGAAGGCGCUGUACACAGUUGGAUACAGCACAUCCCUCGUUUCCCUCACCACUGCCAUGGUGAUCCUGUGUCGUUUCAGGAAGCUUCACUGCACUCGGAACUUUAUCCACAUGAACCUCUUUGUUUCAUUCAUCCUACGUGCAAUAUCAGUGUUCAUUAAAGAUGGAGUUCUUUAUGCUGAGCAAGAUGGCAACCACUGUUUUAUUUCCACUGUGGAGUGCAAAGCAGUGAUGGUGUUUUUUCACUACUGUGUCAUGUCCAACUACUUCUGGCUUUUCAUUGAGGGGCUGUACCUUUUCACAUUACUGGUAGAAACCUUCUUCCCAGAGAGGAGGUAUUUCUACUGGUACACCAUUAUUGGCUGGGGCACCCCGACAAUUUGUGUCACUGUCUGGGCAGUGCUGAGGCUUCACUUUGAUGAUACUGGCUGCUGGGACAUGAAUGACAACACUGCCUUGUGGUGGGUGAUCAAGGGUCCUGUGGUUGGGUCAAUCAUGAUAAACUUUGUGCUUUUUAUUGGCAUCAUUGUGAUACUUGUGCAGAAACUCCAGUCACCUGACAUUGGAGGCAAUGAAUCCAGCAUUUAUUUCACCCUCCCUCUUCCUCCCAGAUGCAGCUGCAGUCCAUGCACAGGACACAUGCGCAGCUGCGUUCAGAAAUGCUACUGUAAGCCUAAGAGGGCUAACCAGCACUCUUGCAAGAUGUCAGAACUAUCAACCAUUACCCUGAGAUUGGCUCGCUCUACACUACUGCUUAUCCCCUUGUUUGGAAUUCACUACACGGUGUUUGCUUUUUCUCCGGAAAAUGUCAGUAAGCGGGAGAGACUAGUGUUUGAAUUGGGACUGGGAUCUUUCCAGGGUUUUGUUGUUGCUGUUCUCUAUUGUUUCUUGAACGGGGAGUUUCUCCCUAAAGGUGCAAUCAGAAAUAAAGAGAAAAUGGAGGAGCUGGAAAGUCAACCGGUAUUUUGCUGUGGAUUUCAAACAUCGUCAUCCUUCUCUAGCGAGCAGCGGAGUGAACGGGGGGACACAACUCUCCAUUCUGAGCAAGAGCAGCUCUCAGAUUCGGAUGUCCAGCAUAAAUGCGGAGAAUCUAGCGACAUGAGCAGCUAAGGAAAACAAAUCAAUCAACAAGCAAACCAAAAACCAUCACUUUAAAAAGAAAACAAAAAAAAAAACAACAUCAUUUUGGUGGUGGUGUAGGCUUCCUUCCCUUCCCUUCCCUUCCCUUCCCUUCCCUUCCCUUCCCUUCCCUUCCCUUCCCUUCCCUUCCCUUCCCUUCCCUUCCCUUCCCUUCCCUUCCCUUCCCUUCCCUUCCCUUCCCUUCCCUUCCCUUCCCUUCCCUUCCCUUCCCUUCCCUUCCCUUCCCUUCCCUUCCCCUUUCCUCUCCCUUCCCUUCCUUCUUCCUUCCCUUCCCCUCACCUCCCUUCCCUCUCCCUUUCCCUUUCCUUACCUCCAGAACAUUCUUGAUGUUUGUAGAGGUGAAAAAAGUGAAGGAAGUGUAUAUACGUAUCUUUUUAACAAUCAGUGUAAAUACACAACUGUACUCGAUGCCAUUAAUGGAAAAAUAUUUAAAAGAUAAAAACAGGCCAAGCCCACUUGCUCAGUGAUAUACAUUUCAGAGCAUCUGCAAGUAAUCCGUUGUCAGUCAAAAGUAACAAGUGAUUGCUGUGCAGUUUUGAUCUUUGGUUGCCAAACCGAUCCUAAUUCAUGAAUGGACAUAAUGGUUAUUUUUCAAACUGAUUUUCAUUUAGUUUUGUAUUUGCAUUCUUUUUCUUCUAGUCGAACGUAUCUUAGCCCAUCAUCUGACUUUUGGCAUGUGAAUUUCCGCAGUGUUUCUUUUUUGAGUCUUAGGAUGGAGCUAACAUGUGUGAGUUAAUCAUACCAGCCAGUUCAGGAAGAACACCAGAACAUUAACUUCGUGGUUGGAUUCAGUCAGAUGUACUCAGUGGGCUUAAAGGAACUGCUGUGCCAAUGUAAAGCUGUACAGCUGUCAUCAGUCAAUGGGGAACUCCAGGCAAGACCAAUGGGAUCAGCUGACUUUUUCCAUACCCAAGGAUGCUUCUGAGAAUGCUUUAUGUUCUAGCUAAGCUGUGAGUUUUCUAAAAGGGCCAUGUAGUUGAGAUAUAUCUAUAUUUUUGGCAAUGGUUGACUGAGAGUUGAUUGAUGGAUUGACUGAAUUAUUUGAAUAAUAAAAAUAACCCUUCCUUCCCACCUUAAGAACAAAAGUCAGUUCCAAGACAGCGUUUCCCUCCAGAUAACCGUGAACCUUUUGCAUCCAUGUCCAAACACAGCAUGUUUUUGUGUAGUACUGUCACGCGUCGUGGUGCCUUUGCAACCUGGCUGACUUCUCCGUGUCCUGGUUCUUCUCUGCUAGAGGCACGAGAGGGAUCUGGCACAGUCAUCCUGGAAGGUAACAGUCUGCUUUUGCUGAGCAAUCAAACUGAACAGUGAAACGCUGUGGAAAGAAAGGAUGAAGCCUUUGGAUGACUUCCCACAUCUGACGUUUUUCUCUCUCUUUGGAUAAUUUGUUUUAACAUUGAUGUUCUUACUGUUUCUCUUUGAAAACCUAAAACAUUCUUUCCAACUUUGCCUUGUAGUUAAAGCCACGACUGGUGCACAUCUACUUCAGUCAAAUGUUGAUGAUGUCAAUUCUUAACGAGUCUUUAUACAGCUCAUAAAGGCUUUGAUAACCGUACUAGCUCUCUCUUCAUUUUGGAUUUAUGAACUGAUAUAUAUAUCUAUAUAUGUGUGUGUGUGUGUGCGUGUGUGUGUGUGCAUAUAUUAAAAAAAAAUGAAAAUGACAUUUUAAAUGUGAAGGUAUGAACUGGAACUAAUAGUAACCAGGGAAUUUAAAAUUCAGGCUUGUUCUUUGGAGCUUGAUCAUGGGAAAAACGGAAAAAAAAAAAAGAAAAAAAAAAGGAAAAGCGAAUGGUUACUAUGUGCUGGAGUUUUAAUUUCACUGGUUUUUGUUAGUUUGGGUAAAAAUGAAGUUUUAAUGUCAUUUUAAGUACAGGUUUCUAAGAAUAACAAUAGUUUCCUUAUUUUUUUAACAGGAAAAAAAAGGUCAGAAAGUUGCAAAAGAAGUGUUAAUUAUAAUACUUAACUCUUACAUAGUGCUUUAAGGGACAUACUCUGCUCUUGGUUGUAGCAGAGUAAAUGAAUGUAAAAAUAAUUUGAAACAGGCAGAAGUGUUGAGAUUGACUUCACGUCAGUACAGGAUCAUACUCCUUUAAGACAUUUGUGUUCCAGUCAAAUGCAAUCUACCCUGGCACAGAGGACCAGCAAAAAAGUUUAAAUCGCUUUACUUACACCUAAAUGGGAGUUAGAUGGUACAAAUACCUUUUCUGCAAGUCUUGCUGCUCUGAGAGCAGAAUCAUUCCCCCUCUUCCAGACCAUGUGCAAAAAAUCUCUGAAGUAUUUUCGCUGACAGAUCAGAGUUUCCUGUCCCAUUAGAUUCUGCUAAAAGCUAUGUGAUAGAGUUCUCCAAGGAACUCUUUGCAUGCCAGAAGGACACUGAAGAGGAAGAAUGGCGAAGUCGGAUCUAUCAGGUAAAUGAAUAUUUGGGACUUGGGAAAUGAAUUAUCUAACAUUAGAUGAGCAUAUAAUAUUUAGUUUCGUAUUUUCUGUAGUACGGCCUUUCACUUAAGAGUUACAUUGACAAUAUUGUGAGUAUAUUAUUAAAAAAAAAACAAAAACCCUGGAAGUAUUUUGCAUGAAUAGCUGGUGGCUAAUUUUCAAGCAUUCAUAAAUUCAAAACUUUUUUGG
Molecule: messenger RNA, 4710 nt
Organism: Tympanuchus pallidicinctus (lesser prairie-chicken)
Lineage: Eukaryota; Metazoa; Chordata; Aves; Galliformes; Phasianidae
Gene: ADCYAP1R1
Product: ADCYAP receptor type I
Exons: 19
Coding region: 481-2055 (524 amino acids)
Biological process (GO): cell surface receptor signaling pathway; adenylate cyclase-modulating G protein-coupled receptor signaling pathway
Cellular component (GO): plasma membrane; neuron projection
Molecular function (GO): vasoactive intestinal polypeptide receptor activity; G protein-coupled peptide receptor activity; peptide hormone binding
Source: RefSeq, a predicted model, not a curated record